Messenger RNA from Thunnus maccoyii (southern bluefin tuna), 1759 nucleotides. Its product is annotated as protein FAM161A-like. Gene Ontology annotation, cellular component: cilium. The record is from RefSeq and is a predicted model, not a curated record. NCBI's taxonomy places the organism in Eukaryota, Metazoa, Chordata, Actinopteri, Scombriformes, Scombridae. The coding region runs from base 1 to 1395 and encodes 464 amino acids. The transcript has 4 exons. Gene Ontology annotation, biological process: cilium organization.
AUGUAUCGGUCGCGCUCUCUGGAAAACAAGGAAUUAAUGGCUCUGUAUGGAGGAGAAGGAGAACAUUACUUUGUGAGAGAUGAGGACUGUACCAGUGAGGAGUACGAUCUGGAUUCAGAGUGCGGCGAAGAAACAAAAGGCGGCAGAGGCGUUCGCAGCUCUCUGUCCCUGGAAAUCUACGGUCUGCAGAGGGAGCAGCAGGUUAAUUUCUCCAACCAGGAGUACUACAGGAGGCUGGAGGAGCUGAAGAGCGCUCACCUGAGGAACAUGGCCGAGCUGGAGAAGAUGUACAUCAGUCAGGCCAGAGAGAGACGCGGGCUGGAAGAAGAAAGAGGGACAAACAUAGAAGCCAGACAGUCAAUCAGGAAACUCCAGCGCAUCAAUUCCCAAGAGGAGCUGGACUUGCAUGAGACAUCGAGUGGCUCUGACCAGUCAGACCUCUGUGGAGAGGACAGCAUGGAGGACCUGGAACUGGACAAUCCAAGAGGGACUUUUGGCCAGGGCCGAACCUUUGGGAGAGACAUCCUGCUGAGCCUGGAAGACUUGACGAUCCAGAAGCAGUUCAGGCUUCAGGCCAAGGCCUCCUGUCCCAAACCACAGGGAAGACUGUCGCGUCAAAGUGGGGGCAGGAUGAGGUCCAACUCUAAGGUCACUGUGCCCAAACCCUUCCAGAUGAUGCUGAGAGAGGAGGAGAGGAAGAGGCACAAGGUGCGUACGCGCUCAGAGAUCGAGCUGGAGAACACCUUGCUGAGACGGGAGCUGGAGGAGCUCCGAGAGUGCCAGAAGAAGUUCCGGGCAUCACCUGCACCAGCGCACAUACACCUGCCUCUCUACGAAAUCAUCAGCCGCCGCUCCGGUCAGCGACCAAACCGAAGCAGUGGUAAUAACAGCAAACGUAACACUAAAAGCGACCAGGCCUCUGCUGCUGCCUCAUCACAGCCUUUCCAUUUCCUGGAGAGAGAGAGGAGGAAGAGGGAGGCGAAGAUUGUGGCUGAGCUGGGGAGGCUGGGACCGAAAGAGGAGCGUCAGGCCUUCAAGGCUAGGCCUGUGCCCAACUCAGUGUACGGCACCAGACACAGAGCAGACAGCAAGACCACAAACCGUCGGCCCCAGUUUCUAACUAUUUGCACAAUGGAGAGGGAGGCCACGGAGGGCCAAAGUGAUCCGAGCUCCGACCUGGAGACCGACAGUUCUCCUGACUCCUGUAGGCCUCAGAGAUGUCCAUCCUCCAAGCCAGUGAAGAAGCAGAUAGAGCUGUCCAUUGAGAUGGUGAAAGAGAGGGAGUGGUCCUACAUCGACCCGCUCAAAGCCACCGCCUGCAACCUCUGUUCACCUGUGCAGCCAGGCGACCAGGAGCCUCUGCUCACUAACAAGAGUGAUUACAUCAGUGUGUGAGAGACAGUGUCAAUCAAGGAAAAAGACAGCAGAUAUAACUAAACUGUUUGUGUUGUAGAGGAGCUUUACUAAUAUUUAGUAGAGAAAUUCUUUAUCAAACAGCAGUACAUGGUAGCCUAAUGUAAUAUAGCCUAGUAGCCUAAUGGCAACGGUUUGUAGAGCCUUUAGCAAGGUAUGCAUUGUUUUCAUAAUACAUUUGUUGUGAUUAACUUUCAAAAGUUUAUUUGUAAGUUCUGUUUUUCAAAGUAUCCUUAAGGCCCAAUAAACUGAUUUUUUGGAAGAAUUUGGAACAUGUUUGCUUGCUAGCAGUUUUCUUUUUCCCUGCUUUCCUCCUUGAAACCACCAUGAAGGGAACAGUGCAAGG